Syngnathus typhle (broad-nosed pipefish) is the source of this 2793-nucleotide messenger RNA. RefSeq names its product corticotropin-releasing factor receptor 2 (gene crhr2). Gene Ontology annotation, molecular function: corticotrophin-releasing factor receptor activity; peptide hormone binding; corticotropin-releasing hormone receptor activity. The coding region runs from base 88 to 1332 and encodes 414 amino acids. Gene Ontology annotation, biological process: adenylate cyclase-modulating G protein-coupled receptor signaling pathway; long-term synaptic potentiation; cell surface receptor signaling pathway. The transcript is spliced from 12 exons. Lineage: Eukaryota; Metazoa; Chordata; Actinopteri; Syngnathiformes; Syngnathidae. The record is from RefSeq and is a predicted model, not a curated record. Gene Ontology annotation, cellular component: plasma membrane; axon terminus; dendrite.
CGAACCGCUGCCGCCGAUCGCUCACUCGCUCGCUCGUCCGCCUGCGCUCGGUGCGCGCGCGCCCCACCAUCCACAUGCACUGGAACCAUGGAUGCAACCCUCUACCAGAUCAUAUUCGGGGAGCUGCUGGACUUAAAUUGCACUUUGCUGGACGCGUUUCAAGACACUUUGUGGGAAAAUGCUUCACUUUCACUCUUGGGCACUGAUGGUUUCUACUGUAACGCCACUAUUGAUGAGAUUGGCACCUGCUGGCCACGGAGCAGCACCGGGAGGAUUGUGGAGAGACCCUGCCCUGAGUACAUUAACGGAGUCAAGUACAACACUAACAGGAGCGCAUACAGAGAAUGCAUGGAGAACGGCACAUGGGCGCUAAGGAGCAAUUAUUCAAAUUGCAUGCCCAUUUUGUGGGAGAAGAGAAUGUAUCCUGUACAUUACAAGAUAGCGCUGAUCAUCAACUACCUGGGCCACUGCAUCUCUGUGGGGGCGCUAUUAGUGGCCUUCAUCCUCUUCUUGUGCUUAAGGAGCAUACGAUGUUUGCGCAACAUCAUCCACUGGAACUUAAUUACCACCUUCAUCUUGAGGAACAUCAUGUGGUUCCUGCUGCAGUUCAUCGACCACAACAUCCACGAGAGUAACGAGCCGUGGUGUCGUCUGAUGACCACCGUCUACAACUACUUUGUGGUCACCAACUUCUUCUGGAUGUUUGUGGAGGGCUGCUACCUGCACACAGCCAUCGUGAUGACCUACUCCACCGAUAAGCUACGCAAGUGGGUCUUCCUCUGCAUCGGCUGGUGUAUCCCAUGUCCAAUAAUCAUAGCCUGGAGCAUCGGGAAGCUGUAUUAUGAAAAUGAAAAGUGCUGGUUUGGGAAGGACCCAGGCAAAUACAUUGACUACAUUUACCAAGGGCCUGUCAUUCUCGUGCUACUGAUAAACUUUGUUUUCCUCUUCAAUAUAGUCAGAAUACUGAUGACUAAACUGAGGGCGUCGACCACCUCGGAAACCAUCCAGUACAGAAAGGCAGUGAAGGCCACGCUGGUGUUGCUUCCGCUUCUGGGCAUCACCUACAUGCUCUUCUUUGUCAACCCGGGCGGGGACGACAUCUCGCAGAUCGUCUUCGUCUAUUUCAAUUCCUUCCUGCAGUCCUUCCAGGGCUUCUUUGUGUCCGUCUUCUACUGCUUCCUUAAUGGGGAGGUUCGCUCGGCGGUGAGGAAACGCUGGCACCGGUGGCAAGACAAUCACGCCCUGCGGGUGCGAGUUGCUCGAGCCAUGUCCAUCCCCACGUCCCCAACGCGGGUCAGCUUCCACAGCAUUAAGCAGACCACCGCUCUGUGAAAACACACACACUGGUUAACAUGCGUGGUAGGGACCAGCAACCGCACUGGUGAGGUCAUCGGCUCUAACGGCAAACGGCUGUCCAACGGGCAUUUUAUCAAGAACCGGGACGGCGGACCAGGGUUUCAGCGCCGUCUUGGCUGGCGUGAAGCGGGUCAUUGGUGGUUGUGGUCAUUGUUCCUUGUAUUGCCAGCCAUUUUGGAGCAUUCAAUACUUACAGAAUAUCGAGUUCUGUGACAAUAUAAGCCCUCCCAAAAGAAAGAACAGCGGUUUGUUCCACCCAAAACAAAAUCUUAAAAAGAAACGUCAAGCAGAACGGCAUUUUGAUGCUAAUAUCUCUUUUUUUUUUUUUUUACACUAAUAACAUCAUAAAAUAAAACAAACUAGACUGGAAGGGCUUUUAAUGGCAAAAUAACUUACUCAAAGAUAUACAACUAUGAAACGUGCCAUUAUUUACUGUAUCGAUAUGCAUGGAUAAAUAAAAAUGCAUCUCUAAACAUAAUAAACAACGCAUAAAUAGGCCAACCAAUAAAAAGUAGACAACAUUUUCAGAGGUACAUAUGUGAAAUUAGCAGAAUUGUGCUAUAGUUAGCCAACUGUGCUCAUGCUAUUUUUGACAAUAUUUAUAUGCGGCGCUAGCCACAUUUAAGGUUUGACAAAGACAAACGUGUCAAACUUCUCAUCUUGUUUACAUGAUCUUUUUAUUUUGUGCUGUUUUGAACUGUAAAUGAAAGACAUUUAUCAUGGAAAGUGGUUCGAUGCUUAUGUUUCUUUCACUGUAUAUUCAUAACUCUUAAUAUGGAUUUGUAAAGUGUACAUUUGAUCAAAUUAGUAUUUUGUACAAGUUUAAUACAUCACCCAGGGCAUUGCGCUGUAUGUACACUUGCUGUAUGGGAACCGUCGUAGAUGUUGUCCAGAUGAUACAUUUAAUAUAAAGUCGUGCCUUGAUUUAGGAGUUCCAUUGUUCCUCGAUCACCGUCUCUAUCUCAAAACACUUGUAAAUCUUAUCUAAAAAAAUACCCUCAUAAGUCCGGUCACUCAAAAGUCAGGGUACCAAUUCUAUAUAAAUGUGUGUGUGUCAUUGUGUCAUAUGUGUGUACACAGAUGUAUUAUCACUUAAUGGUACAAAAAUGUCCACAUGUAAUUGUAUUUUUGUUGAAAGAAAGAACAAAAUCAUUUGUUCCAAACCUGCCAAAGAGGACUCCAACAUGUUACGUCAAGACCGUCUUAUGAAAAGCAUCUACAAAGUCAAGAAAGACAAAUUAGUAUAUUCUGGUGAUAACCUUGUUUAUCACAUUUGAUAUAUACUGUAUAUAACGUGUAUAUUUGACGCGCGGAUUUGAUGGAAAGCAGUUUGCUAUCCCACCUGUUUUGCCUUACAAAAAAAAAAAAAAAACGUGUGCGUCUGUGUCUAAAUGACAUCCUUGUCAAUCAAAAAAGAGGAGUAUUUCAAUUAAAAGA